GUUGACGUUGUUUACCUUUUGAAAAACAAACUCAACAGUUCGGAAAGCCCUUUGAAUAUCACAUUGACGAUGCAGAACGGCCUAACGGAGCAUUUCACUCAUAAUGAAGCUUCAAAGAAAGGUGCUGCCACCUGGCAAGUUGCUAGGUUUGAAAAUCCGCAACCUCGAUUCAAGGGAAACAUGACGAUCAGGUUGAACGUUGGAUCGAAAGACCUGGAAAUUGGCGGAGUUAAAUUCUGCACAGGAGGAGACUUGAUGGUCAUUCCCAAGGACCACGGUGAACAGUAUAACUGUCAGAUAUUGUCUGAUCAACCCCCAAAAACAAUUAUAGAUGAUAUUAAAAAAGUGGCUGUUAGUUGGAAAAUUUGCGAACGACUCGGCAAAAAAGACUGUUCAGAGCUGAGAGCGGGACGGCAUUGCUUUGGAGGCUAUUCAGGCGAAAAAUGCCAGACACGCUGUUCCGGAAAUAGUUUUGGAAUGGAUUGUGCAGAAAAUUACCCAGCCGGCCGAUGUGUCAACGACGAAUUCAGCCGGAAAGACGGAUCGUGCAAUCUUGCUUGUGGAAAUAGGACGUUUAGCUUUCCUUUUUGCACCACUCCAAUUAGAAAGGUGGACCCUGUUGUUGUCAGCGUCUCGAGAACAGCCAUUAAAUUGAGGAUGCCGGACAGCAGCCAGCUCACUGGUCACGACCACAUCGCCGUGCAGUACAGAGAAAUUAACGGAGGACUGUUUUGGCACACCAAGGUUCAUAAAGAGACGGACGGUGAAUUUGUUGUACUGGAUAAUCUUACUCCCAACACGGACUACGAGAUCGCUUUCGUUGUGUACGAACACAAUUGGGAACUAUACCUGCAAAGUUUGAUUCCUAGCCAAUUUGUCGCUGUUAGAACUUGCAGGCCGAUUGAUGGCUCCAAUCUCGAGAUCCAAAUCGAUGAUUCAGGCGCAGCUCUGAUUUCUGCUGCAAUUGAAGAGGAUCACUGCCAGCUGCACGCUUUAUAUCUAUUCCGUACAACUGAUAUUGAAAAAAGAAGGGAUCAGUUCCAGGAAAAGUUUUCCCUGAAGAACAAAACGAACUACCAGCAUAAACUGAAUUCAUGCGAAUCUGGUUCUUACUACGACGUGAUGCUCUUGGAUGUUAACGAAAACGAGGUUGACGCCAGACUCAACUGCACGUCUGAAGACCAUUUCACAGUUUUAUCACCGCCCAAAAAUCCUCUGGUUCCUAACCGAUGCAGACCGAUCAAUGAGUCGUUGGUUCAAAUCACCAUCAAGGAUCCAUUUAAAGUGUUCAUCGGCACUAACACAAGCGCCACGGACAGUAGAAAAGUAUGCGCGCCCAAAUUAAUGAGAGUUUCACGAUCAACGUCUAGAAAAAUCCUUAUCACAAAGCAAGUGGCCGCUUUCGGGUACGAAAUAGAUUUCGGAGAUUGCAACAUUGGCUCCAAAUAUGACGUCACGCUGGUUGACCAGAAAGAAAACGAGUUGACGGUCAAACAUGCGUGCUGGACACUCGAGCACAGGGCCUUUCGAGAAGUUGCCCCAACGAUCGGGAAAGUGGGAGCCAGGAAAAUUGAGCUGGACAUGGAGCAGAGUCUUAGUGGAAUCGUCCAUUACAAACAAAUCCAUGUCCACUUCCGUGAGAAGGUAUUUUUUCUAUUUUUCAAGAACGAGUAGGUUGAGAAAAAUAUUUCAGGAAAAUAUUGGCAAGUGGAAGAGCGUGACUUACAAGAAAUCUAUGGGUAGAUAUCUCACUGUGGAUUCGCUCAAGCCUGGAACGUCUUACUUAAUCCGUUUUGAGUGGAGUUCGCCAAACCACCCCUCAAUCGAGGCCAAAACCAUAGAGCAGGAGACGAGACCCUGCAUCGCAAUUGAUAAAAACACGGUGGAGAUGAAAUUCGAGGCGCCAUUAACCGCAGUGGCAAAUUGGCGGCCGAAUGCUCUGCAUCAGCUGGAGGAGUUGUGCCACUGGCAGAGGAUUACGGUGACCUCGGGUAAAAAGACCCUACUAAACAUCAGGGUAUUUGAACCGUCGCUCAGGUGGGACCUUUCUCCGUGCGAACCCGGCCGUGAAUUCGUCUUCAGACUGCAAGACGAGCAGGGAAACUCAAUUCAGACGAACGGCACGUGCUCGCUGCCCAGCCACGAAAGAGACGCGAAAUUCUCCUCAACCUCCCGCUGGGCUAACCUGACGCCAAAGGCCGUUUUUGGCACGCUCCUGAUUUUCGCAUUUAUCUAUUCCCUCUUCUACUGCGCGCAUAGAAUGGCAAUAUGUGCUUCUUGCUGCUUCUCUCCUUGAUUGCAAGAAAAAUAUUUUCAUUUUUUUAAUAAUCGUGGAAGA
Cloeon dipterum is the source of this 2338-nucleotide messenger RNA. RefSeq lists its product as uncharacterized. The record is from RefSeq and is a predicted model, not a curated record. The coding region runs from base 70 to 1674 and encodes 534 amino acids. Gene Ontology annotation, molecular function: protein binding. NCBI's taxonomy places the organism in Eukaryota, Metazoa, Arthropoda, Insecta, Ephemeroptera, Baetidae. The transcript is spliced from 11 exons.